Messenger RNA from Acinonyx jubatus (cheetah), 4409 nucleotides. RefSeq names its product chromosome B3 C15orf62 homolog (gene CB3H15orf62). The record is from RefSeq and is a predicted model, not a curated record. Lineage: Eukaryota; Metazoa; Chordata; Mammalia; Carnivora; Felidae. The coding region runs from base 2445 to 2972 and encodes 175 amino acids. The transcript has a single exon.
GCCCUGGCGGACAGAGGGGGACAGGAGAUGGUCAGGGCAGCAGGGCACAGCCACACAGAAUCUAGACUUGGAGGACUGGGUCUACACAGAGCUAAGGUCUUGAGGCAAGGAGUGAGGAUGCCCGGGACUUCUCUGCUGGCUCCCCUCUAAGCCAUCUCCAGCAGCUCUCAACCCCCCUCCCCGCAGGCCUUCCAUCAACAGUCAGCCCUGCUUCAGCUUCUUGGGCUGAAUCACUUCUUCAUGUUCCAGCCAGGCCCUGUCUCCCUCCAUUUCCUCUCCGGCCUUCAUGUGACACUCCUUUCCUCUACCCGUGGCUCCUGCUUCUCACAGGUUUGCAGUGAAGGGGUUGUCCCGAGGUGCAGAAAUCCACUCCGCUUUGCCAGGUGGAGGCGACAGCACCGCCCCCUCCCAGCUGCCCACCUCCCUGUGGUCUGGCUCCUGUGGGACAUGAGAGAAGGGAGCCCUACCCUGGACCCAGCCUCUGUCAGCCCGCCCUAGAAGGAGAGAAACAAGCAUGAAGUCGUUUGCCUCUUAGAAAUACACACCAGGGCUGCUGGAGGGCAGGGCCCGUGCCUUUUUCUUUUAUGAUCUUGCCAGCACAGUGCGGGGGAUUAAAGAGUGCUAUAUAUCAACAAUCAAAAGAAUAAUAAACAAGCAAUCCAAUGGGCCAAGGCUGUGGGGUGGGGAGGCAGCUCUACAGGAGACUUGAUCCACCAAGCCCACACCCUGAUAAGGUCUGCAGUGGGAAUUAAAUCACUUCUUCCGUCAGUACAGCUGGAGUGGUGUGAAGCGGGAAGCCCACCCCAGUUGGCCAGGAAGUGAGCCGGGCCAGGGGGGUUGCAAGGCAGAGCACACUGCUAAGCCCUGUUCUUUGGUAUACCACUCGAGUUUGCACUCAUGGAAUUAUCCAGGGGGAGAGUUCAGUGGUCAGUGACCUGGGGGAUAAGAAGGGAGUGGCUGGGGUUAAGAUGCCAGGCCUUGGCCAAGUGGUAUGAAGUAAAGGGUGUACAGAACCAGGAAGUGUUACUCAGCCCUGAUCCCCCUGCUUCUCGGAAUAGUGCCAGCCUUGCUGCUUCCAGCCACAGCAGCUUCCAGGAGAGUUGUCCUCCCAGCCAGGCCCACCCACCUAAGGCUGGCCCAGGGUACUGCUGACAAUUCAGGGCAGCCCUAUGUGGCCUUUUCCGCAGAGGAGGGACUGCGAAUAAGGCCCAAGAGGCCUGAGGGGAAGGCCUGGAGCGUGGCGGGAGAGGAGGCCACAGGACCCUGGCCCUCAACUGCUCUCUCUGGCCCUGAGGCUACCGGAGGCAAUCGAGGAAGAUGAGGAUCCGCCAGACUGGGUGUUAGGCCCAGGAGAGGGCAGUUCUCCCUCCCCAAGGUAAUGCUGCACUGCUGAGAAAACUUAAGAGUCACCCUGGCAUGCCCUGAGCCCAGCCCUGGGAGGAGCCAGCCCUUUAUAGACAUGGGGCUGCUUCCCGUUAACACACCCUCUGCCCCACCCCCACCCCCCCAUACCUGCAGGCUUGGCUAAUGAGGGCCUGUCACCAGGCCGCAGGACUGAGUCACCCACACCAGUGACAGGUCUCUCUUCCUUCCCCAACAACUGUUCCACAUGCCUGCCUUUCAAUUAACUCCCACCCUCCCUGAGCUCCUCCCUCCCAGACACACGAAGGGGCAGCUGGGGAGCAGGCCCACCAGCUAGGGCCCAGGGCAGUGGGGCUGUGGGGCAAAAGGAGGCAACGUGGUGACACACAAAGCAGGGCUGCCCCCCAAAAGUCCCCAGGGGAAUCCUAAGCUUCCCUGUGCCUUGGGGUGUUGGCCACGGCUGGCCCAAUCCCUGCAUGCGGAUGCCGCAAUUACCUAAGAGCAUGAAACCCAGCUUCCCACCUGACUGAGUCACCUGAAAACAAUAACACGUUCCCCACUGCCACACACGGGCACAAACAGCCAAGCUACUAAUCAGAGCCCGGGAGCCACCGUGGAGAGGCCUGGCCCUGUGCUGCCCUAGAGCCAGGCACAGGGGCCAGGGAGGGAAGGCGAACUUAGGACCACCAGGAGCCAGGCGCUGGGGAAGCAGCACAGGCCACUCUCGCACCACAGAGAUCCAUCUCUGACACCACAGGCGCUGCCCUCACUCCGGCUCCAGUAAGUGCUGCUUCUUCCUCUUGGGAUUUUUUUUUUUUUUUUCCAUUACCCUAUCAAGUAACCAGGCCACUCCUGUCCCUCUGGGAAACUCUUGUCACCAGGAACUCCUGGUUCUCUACUCUCCUGGACAGAAGUGCCCUCUUUCCAGGACCCCUUCCCACCAUCCAAGAUGCUUCUAGACCACUAGGGCUGUCUCCCUGAUUCUUGCCAUUCACUGCUCCAGUGGGGACCUAAUGCUCCCUGGCAACUCUUGAACUGGGCUGCUGAGGUACGGAGCUUGUCUGUUGGCUCCCCUGGGUGCCAUGGAGACCUGGCGGAAAGGCUCCUUCCGCAACGCCUCCUUCUUCAAGCGGCUGAGCCUGGGGCGGCCGAGACGACUCCAGCGACAGGGCAGCGUGCUCAGCCAGGCCAGCACGGCUGGCGGGGAUCACGAGGAGUACAGCAACCGAGAGGUCAUCCGGGAGCUUCGAGGGAGGCCAGAUGGACGGCGCCUGCCUCUGUGGGGGGACGAGCAGCCCCGGGCCACCCUGCUGGCCCCACCCAAGCCUCCUCGCCUGUACCGAGAGAGCUCCAGCUGCCCCAACAUCCUGGAGCCCCCACCUGCCUACACUGCUGCCUACACGGCUACCCUGCCCUCGGCGCUCUCCCUGGCGGGCACCCUCCACCACUACUCUGAAGAGGACCUUUUGGACACUCCCCCCUUCCAGAAGACACCUGCCCCAGACCUGAAUGAUCCCUUCUUCUCCUUCAAAGUGGACCUGGGGAUUUCACUUCUUGAGGAAGUUCUACAGAUGCUGAGGGAGCAAUUUCCCAAUGAACUUAGCUUCUGAAUGGAGUGCAUGGAAGGCAGAGGUGGGGUAACUGGAAGAGCUGGAAGCCUGGAGGCCCAGGGAAGGAGGAUACAGUUGCAGAUUAAGAAAAAGGUAGGGACAGAAAUCCAGGAUCCUGCCUUCCUUCCGGGUCCUGAACAGUCUUCCAGAUUAUCCUGGAGCAGAGGGACAGAGGGACAGAGGCAAGCCGGAGGAAAUGUCUUGAGGGGGUACUUGCUGGCGGGAGCCCUGAAGGCAGCUGGCUAAGCUGGGGAAGGGAGGCCAUGCCUGUAACCACGGGGACAAGGCAGAGGCCAGCAGAGGGGGAGGGGAGCACCAGGGGUGAGUCAGGGAGUGGAGGACUCACACUGAGCAGAUCAGAUGGGUGCCCUGCAGCAGCUCCUCUGAAGCCACUGUUUAUAGAGAGACGUUACAGGUCUAGGCAAAAGUGGUCUGACCCAGGCCAAAGAGGAAAGUGGGGAGACCUGAGGGAAGAGCCACUAAGGACAUGUGGUUGUUCAGAUUGAAAUGAGGUAAAAUUAAAAAUUUAGUUCCCUAGUUACACUGGCCACAUUUCAAAUAUCCAGCAGCCACACGUGAUUAACGGCUACCACAUUGGACAGCGCCAGUUGCAUGUAAACAUCACUGGACAAAGUCCUGUUGGACAGCACUGGCAGAGACCAGGGCCCGGAGCCACCAGUGCCAUGGUGGGGUCAGGGGGAAACAUCUGGGGGAGGGAAGGGCUGGCAGAGUAGGAAGAGGGAGGCAUACAGAGGUGCAGAGUAGACUCAGGAAAAAGGCCACACAAAUCAUUUCCAGAAAAAAGACACGAGAGACACACUGCCAACAGAGCUGCCCAGAGCAUGCCCUGGUGCCCGAGGAAGGUGUCUGUAGGGAAUGCCAGCCAAAGGCACAGACACGGCUUGCAAACGGGUGCUCGGAGAGUUCCCAGAAUUACUAGUGAUGGGAGCCCUUGGGAAACGUAGCAGAAAGAGUGGCAGAUUUCCCUCCUUCUUGCCCUGGGAGCACCGGACUGGAUCAGAGGAUGGACACGAAACUCGUAGCUGUUACCAUAAAGAGGCUCAGCUGGUCUCCAGAACUGUCCACAGGAUUGGGGAGCUCUGCCUUGCCCAAACCCCCCGAUGAUGGGGACUGCCGUGCAGGGCUGAGCCCCCUGGGUCAAGGCCAUAGGCUCUGCUACUGCCCUGCCCUGUGGCCUGGCCAGAAGACUUGAAACCAGAGCCCAAAUUGGCUGGGCCAUGUAGUUUUGACACUCCAGGCCUUAUCAAGCGUGGCAGAGGGGGAGAGGAAGCUUCAACACACACUGCUUCCAUACCCAAACCUGUGGCCCCGCUCUCCCCUCCUCUGUGUGGAUGCGCUGAGCUGAAAGGCUCCCCUCCGGACGCAAGAUAUAUGAAUAAAGUUCUUUACAACAUGGCCUAUGGAGUGUCAUCUGGG